AUGGCCUAUAUCGUCUGCAUUUUGGCACUUUUGUGUUCUGUAUUAUGUGCUGCGAAAAACCUGGAAAAUGAGCAGGAAAUUAAAGACGUGCAACUGCUGCAAGACUCGUUGUCAUGGCUCAAGAGAUUACAAGACAAGCAGGAAUCAACAAAGACUCGGACAUUUGCAGAUUUGAUUUCUGAAUUUUUCAAACCUGAAAAUGGAAUUACCCUCCAGUGGCCCGAAGACACCGAGCAACAGGAGAAGGUUCGACGCGGCCUCGGUAGAAGCAAUGCAACUCGCAAAAUCGGCUGUAGAGUCUUCUACUGGAAAUCCUGGGCUUCCUGCUAA
Molecule: messenger RNA, 330 nt
Organism: Hippoglossus stenolepis (Pacific halibut)
Lineage: Eukaryota; Metazoa; Chordata; Actinopteri; Pleuronectiformes; Pleuronectidae
Product: somatostatin-1A-like
Exons: 2
Coding region: 1-330 (109 amino acids)
Source: RefSeq, a predicted model, not a curated record